AUGGCACAAUAUUUUAAAAUUCCGAUCUCUAGUCAACAAAACUACAUCGAAAUCAAGUUUUCCAAUUCCGAAGGAGCGGUAGCAACGAAUUAUGAUGCUGGAAAUGCUACUGAAAUAAUUUGUUGUGUUGACAUAAGCGGCUCAAUGUCUGGUAGCCCAAUACAUAAUGUUUGUGAAGUUUUGCGUGACAUAUACCAACGUACAAAAAAAGAGUAUCGCCUAUUUACAUACAAUACAGAGACAAAUACAAAGCAUACAUUAAAAACAUUAUAUGAACAAAAUGUUGAUUUGACAGCUGGUGGCGGUACGUCAUUUGCAUGCAUAUUUAAUGCAAUUAAAGACUACCUUAUACAAAAUUCGUCGACAAAGAAAGCAUCAACUUUCAUAUUUAUGACUGAUGGACAGGAUAAUGAACCAAACAGUCUAAUACUGAAGAAAAGUAUUGAAAUGUUAAAAUUAGCUUUAAGUGGAAUGCCAAAAUAUCGUCCUAUCACAUUUCAUGUCAUCGGUUUUGGUGAAGUACACGAUCAGUUUCUUAAUCAAAUACGAACAUUUGGUACACGACCAGGUCUUUUUCGUUACUCAGCACAAUCUAAAGAAUUACAAAAUAAUUUUAAUGACAUGUUUGAGUAUGCACUGAGCAUAAGAGAAUAUACUGUUAAGUUAUCUAAUGGUAAAGUUUACCAGGUUAAUAAUACUGAUAAUGAAACAAUUGGUUUUCUAACUGGUGAUGAUGAUGAUCUCAGUGAAGUUACUGAAUUGACAGUGAUGGAUGAUACACAAACAACUACAAAAUUUCCUUUAACUAAAAAAGAAAAUAUUCGUCCCAUAGAUCAUUUACGCGGACUUAAUCUUGUUUCACCACAAAAUGAAGAACAAGUCAAAUCCAUACAAAUAAGUUUGAAUUCGAUUCAAAUUACGAAUAGUCAAAAUUUAAUGGAGCGAAUAGAAGCUGAACAAAUUUAUAAAGAAAUAGAUCAGCGUAUGAUGGAAUAUCGUCAAUUAUUUACACAAAUGAAAAUGAAUCAAGUACCAGAACAUGUCAAAUUACAAUUGAGUGCACUUCGGCACGAUGCUAUAUUUUCUAAUACACAACGAAAAAAGAAAUUAGAUUUACGAGUUAAUAAAAAUAUUGAAUAUUUCAAGAAAACUGAUAUUAGUGGUAUAUUACAAGGAUACAAAAACUCAAUAACACCGGAUACAUGGCAACAAAUUAAAGAACAGAAACAAGAUUGGGUUGAUGUCUACUCAAAUGAUGAUAUCUAUGAAAUUAUGAGAAAAUCACCCGAUAAUAUUUUAUGCUUAGGUGAUAACUUUAAAUUCAUGAUUUAUGAUGUCCCAUAG
This is a messenger RNA of Rotaria socialis, 1344 nucleotides long. The record is from the annotation of a GenBank genome assembly. Lineage: Eukaryota; Metazoa; Rotifera; Eurotatoria; Philodinida; Philodinidae.